Artibeus jamaicensis (Jamaican fruit-eating bat) is the source of this 1293-nucleotide messenger RNA. RefSeq names its product arylacetamide deacetylase-like 3. The record is from RefSeq and is a predicted model, not a curated record. The coding region runs from base 1 to 1224 and encodes 407 amino acids. Gene Ontology annotation, cellular component: membrane. The transcript has 4 exons. Gene Ontology annotation, molecular function: carboxylic ester hydrolase activity. Lineage: Eukaryota; Metazoa; Chordata; Mammalia; Chiroptera; Phyllostomidae.
AUGUGGGUCCUUCUGCUGGUCCUCCUUGGGGCAGCCUGGGUGUUUUUUGUGGGAGCAGGACUGUGGGUCGUCUGCAGCCACUUCUUCACUGUAGACAUCCCUGCAGCCAUCAGCCACCCUGGGAGACUGCGGGCUCUGCACUGCCUCUUCCAGCUGUUGGUGACCUGGGGGAUGAUUUUUGAGAAAUUGGGAAUCUGCUCUAUGCCCCAAUUUAUCUCCUUUGUAUACGAUCUAAUGCCGGUCAAGCAGGAUCCAGACGUUGUAAUCAAGGACCUCCGCUUUGGGACUAUCCCAGUGAAGUUGUACCAGCCCAAGAUGUCCUCCUGCACUCCCCGGCGGGGUGUCCUGUUCUUCCAUGGUGGUGGGGCCAUCGUAGGGAGCCUGAGAAAUUACCAACAAAUAUGCUGUCGUUUGUCCAAAGAGAGUGACUCCGUGGUUGUAGCAGUUGGAUACCGCAAGGCACCCAAGCAUAGGUUUCCAACGCCAAUGAGAGACUGCCUUGUGGCCACCGUCCACUUCCUCAGGUCCCUGGAUUUGUAUGGGGUGGAUCCAGCCCGGGUUGUAGUCUGUGGUGACAGUGCUGGUGGGGGAAUGGCAGCAGUAAUGUGUCAAAAACUUAUAAACAGGUCAGAUCUCCCCAAAAUCCGCGCUCAGAUUCUCAUCUAUGCUGUUACCCAAAUGAUGGAUUUUCAACUCCCAUCCUACCAGCAGAAUGCAAACAUUCCCCUGCUCAGCAGGAAUUUUGUCUUCCACUGUUUACGGUAUUACAUGGACAUCCACCCCUCCUGGAACAGCAUAAUUAUGAAACGUGCCCACUUGCCUGUGGAAGUGUGGGAGAAGUACAGAAAGUGGCUGGGCUCAGAAAACAUCCCAGAGAGAUUUAAGAAGAGAGGCUACCAGGAAGUUCCCCUCGUGCCCCAUAAUGAGGAUGCUUACCUGGAGACAAACCACACUGUGGAUUUGAUGAACUCGCCCCUGAUUGCAGAAGAUGAAGUAGUGUCUCAGCUCCCAGAAGCUUGCAUUGUGAGCUGUGAGUAUGACGCUCUCCGGGACGAUUCGCUGCUGUACAAGAAGAGACUGGAGGACCUGGGAGUCCCUGUGACUUGGCACCACAUGGAGGAUGGUUUUCACGGAGUGCUCAGCAUGCUCGGCAUGUUCUACUUUCAGUUCCCGUGCUCCACGCAGGUUCUAAACCUCAUGGUCCACUUUCUAAAGGGGUUGUGAUCAUCUUUCCUUCCCAUGAGGGCUAUGAGAGGAUGGGUCCCACCAUUAUCCAGUUUCCUAUAGAGCUCU